AGGUGGAGUCAUGCUUCACAGGGCCGUACCAUGUUGGCAGCCGUUCCUGGGUCUGGCUGUGGUGUUACUCUUCAUGGGAUCUACCAUUGGCUGCCCUGCUCGCUGCGAGUGCUCCGCCCAGAACAAAUCUGUCAGCUGCCACCGAAGGAGGCUGAUCGCCAUCCCAGAGGGCAUUCCCAUCGAGACCAAAAUCUUGGACCUCAGCAAGAACAGGCUGAAAAGUGUCAACCCUGAAGAAUUCAUCUCAUAUCCUCUGCUGGAGGAGAUCGACCUGAGUGACAACAUCAUCGCCAACGUGGAGCCAGGAGCAUUUAACAACCUCUUCAACCUGCGUUCCCUCCGCCUCAAAGGCAAUCGCCUCAAGUUGGUCCCUUUGGGGGUCUUCACGGGCCUUUCCAACCUCACCAAGCUGGACAUCAGUGAGAACAAGAUUGUCAUCUUACUGGACUACAUGUUCCAGGAUCUGCAUAACCUGAAGUCUCUGGAAGUGGGGGACAACGACUUGGUUUACAUAUCACACAGGGCCUUCAGCGGGCUGCUUAGCUUGGAGCAGCUCACCCUGGAGAAAUGCAACCUGACGGCAGUACCGACAGAAGCCCUCUCCCAUCUCCGCAGCCUCAUCAGCCUGCAUCUGAAGCAUCUCAACAUCAACAAUAUGCCCGUGUAUGCCUUUAAAAGACUGUUUCACCUGAAACACCUCGAGAUUGACUACUGGCCUUUACUGGAUAUGAUGCCUGCCAACAGCCUCUACGGUCUCAACCUCACGUCCCUCUCCAUCACCAACACCAACCUGUCCACUGUCCCCUUCCUUGCCUUUAAACACCUGGUCUAUCUGACCCACCUUAACCUCUCCUACAACCCCAUCAGCACCAUUGAAGCCGGCAUGUUCUCUGACCUGGUCCGCCUUCAGGAGCUCCACAUAGUGGGGGCCCAGCUCCGCACCAUCGAGCCGCACUCUUUCCAAGGGCUCCGCUUCCUUCGUGUGCUCAACGUGUCUCAGAACCUACUGGAAACUUUGGAGGAGACGGUCUUCUCCUCCCCUAGGGCUUUGGAGGUCCUGAGCAUCAACAACAACCCCCUGGCCUGUGACUGCCGCCUCCUCUGGAUUCUGCAGCGGCACCCCACCCUGCAGUUCGGGGGCCAGCAGCCCAUGUGUGCCGGCCCAGACACCAUCCGUGAGAGGUCAUUCAAGGAUUUCCAUAGCACUGCCCUUUCUUUUUACUUUACCUGCAAAAAACCCAAAAUCCGUGAAAAGAAGUUACAGCAUCUGCUAGUGGACGAAGGGCAGACGGUCCAGCUAGAAUGCAGUGCUGAUGGAGACCCCCAGCCUGUGAUUUCCUGGGUGACACCUCGAAGGCGUUUCAUCACCACCAAGUCCAAUGGAAGAGCCACCGUGCUGGGCGAUGGCACCUUGGAAAUCCGCUUUGCUCAGGAUCAGGACAGUGGGAUGUAUGUUUGCAUCGCUAGCAACGCUGCUGGGAACGACACCUUCACAGCCUCCCUAACUGUGAAAGGAUUCACUUCAGACCGCUUCCUCUAUGCGAACAGGACCCCUAUGUACAUGACCGACUCCAAUGACACCAUUUCCAAUGGCACUAAUGCCAAUACUUUUUCUCUGGACCUGAAAACAAUACUGGUGUCUACAGCCAUGGGCUGUUUCACAUUCCUGGGAGUAGUUUUAUUUUGUUUUCUCCUCCUUUUUGUGUGGAGCCGAGGGAAAGGCAAACACAAAAACAGCAUUGACCUUGAGUAUGUGCCCCGAAAAAACAAUGGUGCUGUUGUGGAAGGGGAGGUGGCUGGACCUAGGAGGUUCAACAUGAAAAUGAUCUGAGGGUCGACCACUCCCGCCACUGUGUCUGUGUCACUGUGGAUAACUGGUCAGACGACCUGGCACAGUAAAGCCCUAGGUUAAAAGGCAGCUGCGUGCAGCUGCGCCUGUGUCAAAGCAGGGUCCACAGAAGCCGGAAGACCUCUGAUGGAGACUGCCCACCUAGAGGCAGGCAGGCACGUGGGAGAGCCCUUCACACAGUGGGCUACUAAUUGUUUGCAUUGCAAAUACUGGCAUUCUGGGGAUCUCAGUAAUGGACCUGAACCUUUGGCUCAUGCUCACGGACAGUUAUUCAACAUUUUCUACCACUGCAAAAA
Vicugna pacos (alpaca) is the source of this 2145-nucleotide messenger RNA. RefSeq names its product leucine rich repeat and Ig domain containing 2 (gene LINGO2). Gene Ontology annotation, molecular function: protein binding. Gene Ontology annotation, cellular component: plasma membrane. Lineage: Eukaryota; Metazoa; Chordata; Mammalia; Artiodactyla; Camelidae. The record is from RefSeq and is a predicted model, not a curated record.